Molecule: messenger RNA, 3044 nt
Organism: Drosophila busckii
Lineage: Eukaryota; Metazoa; Arthropoda; Insecta; Diptera; Drosophilidae
Gene: Pgant1
Product: polypeptide N-acetylgalactosaminyltransferase 1
Exons: 3
Coding region: 640-2451 (603 amino acids)
Cellular component (GO): Golgi apparatus
Source: RefSeq, a predicted model, not a curated record
AUACUCAAGUAACAAGUGCUAAUUAUUAAAAAACCCACCAUAUAAUUGUGUUAAAAGUUGCCGCUGCACUGCAUACGUAUGCGUGAGAGCGCUGCCUAUGUGCGAGAGUCUGUGAGAAUAAGCUGGUGUUGUUAUUUGUUAGUAGAAGAAAAAGCAACAGUUAAGCUCACGCCGGAGAGCGAUGGGGCGACGAGAAGUGGAUGGCGAUAGUGACAAGCGAGGCAGAGACGCUAGAAUUAAAGUUUAGUCUAGUUUAAGCCACAUCACAACGCGCUCGGUGCACGGGCCGCUGUCGUCUGCGUCAACAUCGCUACAAAAGAAUUAAAAAUAAACUGGAAAUUUGUAUAUUAAAGCUGUGGGCAUAUACUACGAAUACCUGCAUACAUAUGUUGAGUUUAAGAGACGUGUAUUGGUGUUGAUAUUUAGCCAGCGGCAGUGUGACAAAUGAAGCUACAGCCAGUGAAGCAGCAGUUGAAAGGGGCUACGUUCGCGCAGGAACGUUGUAAUUGUAAACGUAAUUGAAAGUGAAGAGAGAGAGAGCAAGUAAGCGUCUCAUAGACACAGUGCUACCUCAACAAAAGCCCACGCGCACAUUAACACACACAUAACCAAACCCACACCCACCCACACGUAAACAAAAUGCUGCCUCGGUUUCGUUCCUUCUAUGGCAAAAUAAUUGUUUUUGUACUCGUGGCGCUGUGCUUUGUGCUUUACCUGAAAGUGCAAUCGGAUGGCGAGGAUAUAAAUCUGCCUGGCCUAAGACCUGCGGCCGCCGCCUUCAAGUCAGUGCGGAAACAUGCGCGCGAAAGGUAUCCCAAAGAUACAGAAAACGAAAUCCAAGCACCCGCCACGCAUUCCCCGUAUGAAGUAAGCAUACAAUUGGAUUUGGAUAAACAGGUGCCGGGACUUGGCGAUGAGGGUGUUUCAGUGAAACUAAAAGGCGCCGCCAAGGCACGUGGCGAUAAGAUCUACAAGAAGAUUGCGCUCAACGAGGAGCUGAGCGAGCAGCUGAGCUACAAUCGCACCGUGGGCGAUCAUCGCAAUCCGCUGUGCACCAAGGAAACCUACGAUGAUCCCGCCACACUGCCCAGUGCCAGCGUAGUCAUCAUUUUCUUCAACGAACCCUAUUCCGUGCUGGUGCGCACUGUGCACAGCACAUUGAACACUUGCCACCCCAAGGCGCUCAAGGAGAUCAUUCUGGUGGACGAUGGCAGCGAUAAUGCCGAACUGGGCGGCAAACUGGAUCACUAUGUGCGCACACGCCUGCCCGGCGGCAAGGUGACCAUACUGCGCCUGAAGAAUCGAUUGGGUUUGAUACGCGCACGUUUGGCCGGCGCACGUAUUGCCACCGGCGAUGUGCUCAUCUUUCUGGACGCGCAUUGUGAGGCAAAUGUGGGCUGGUGUGAGCCACUGCUGCAGCGCAUCAAGGAUUCGCGCACCAGCGUGCUGGUGCCCAUUAUAGAUGUCAUCGAUGCCAGCGACUUUCAGUACAGCACCAAUGGCUACAAGUCAUUCCAAGUGGGUGGCUUCCAGUGGAAUGGGCACUUUGAUUGGGUGAAUAUGCCAGACCGCGAGAAGCAGCGUCAGAGCAGAGAAUGCAACCAACCACGUGAAAUAUGCCCAGCAUAUAGUCCCACCAUGGCAGGCGGUUUGUUUGCCAUGGACAGAAGAUACUUCUGGGAGGUGGGCAGCUAUGAUGAACAAAUGGAUGGCUGGGGAGGCGAGAAUCUGGAAAUGUCCUUUAGAAUCUGGCAAUGUGGCGGCACUAUAGAAACAAUACCCUGCUCCAGAGUGGGACACAUUUUCCGUGAUUUCCAUCCAUACAAAUUCCCCAAUGAUCGUGAUACUCACGGCAUUAAUACCGCACGCAUGGCUCUAGUCUGGAUGGAUGAGUACAUCAAUGUGUUCUUCCUCAAUCGACCUGAUCUGAAGUUCCAUCCAGAUAUUGGCGAUGUCACGCAUCGAAUAAUGCUGCGCAAGAAGCUGCGCUGCAAGAGCUUCGAUUGGUAUUUGAAGCAUAUCUAUCCGGAGAAGUUUGUGCCCAAUAAGCACGUGCGCGCCUGGGGCAAGGUCAAGGCAAUGCAUAGCAAUCUCUGCCUGGAUGAUUUGCUGCAGAACAAUGAGAAGCCCUUCAAUCUGGGCAUGUAUCCUUGCGGCAAAACGAUGCAAAAGUCGCAGCUCUUCUCCUUGACCAACAGCCAAGUGCUGCGCAAUGAACUGAGCUGUGCCACAGUGCAGAACAGCGACUCCCCACCAUAUCGCGUAGUCAUGGUGCCCUGCCUGGACAACGAUGACUACAAUGAGCAAUGGAAAUAUGAGAAUAAUCAGCUGAUGCACGGCAAUACGGGCAUGUGCUUGGAUUUCGAUGGACUAAAGAGCAUGGAUGAUGCGCAGGUGGCGGAUUGUGAUCCAACCAGUGAAUCGCAGCGCUGGACUUUCAGCAAGAAUUAAGCUGCUGCCAGAGCGUGCACACAAGUGGACAAGUGGACCAGUGGACCAAGCCAAUUGUAAACUGAGAGUAAUUGACUAAAGCGAGCAGCGUUUAGACGCCAGCUCCCACUACAGACUCGAAUUAGCGCAACAAGAAUUGUAAAUACAAAAAGAGUGAAGAGUAAAGAAUUCUAUAUAUAUUUUAUAUAAGAUAUAUAUACAUAGUAUAGUUAGUGAAUAUGAAAGUGAAUAAAAAUCAAAAGUCAAAAUAAAUUAAAUAAACUAAACUGUGUGCGUAAAUUGUUGUGACGGCUAAUUUUACAAAAUGCAACAACAACAAUAAAAUGUAAACUAGUUAAAGUUGUAUAGCUAUAAUUUAUAUAUUAUAUAUGCAUGAUAUAAAUGUAAAUGCUUGAAUUGUAAACUAUUAAUGCAAUGUGAUCGUAAAUUUGUUAUAUAAACACUAAACUGCAAUAACUUCUUGCAUUCCAAUGCAGCCCAACUACAGAAAUAAAAUAUGAUAACUAAUAUUAUAUAUAUGUAUAUGUCUAAAGCAUUUAUCUACUAACACACUUUGCCAUUUUGUUUUCCAAAAUAAAUGUUGUCAACAACAA